GGGCCUGCGAAGUGUUAGAGCUGCCGUCGCUUCGGAGUCGGGGCGGGGAAGAGCAGACGAACGCCCAACGCAACUCCAGCAGACAUGGAACCGAACCGCGGGAGCGCCGCCACCCUUGACGGCCUGGUCAGCCAGCUGCACGUCAUCUUUGAAAGUGACAGCGUGAACGUAGAGGAGGUCAAAGCCGUUAUGGAGUCAUACACGAGCAACCCGGACGAGUGGCGUAAAUAUGCCAUAUUCGACAAGGGCAGGUACACAAGGAACCUGUUGGACCAGGGCAACGAAAAGUUCAAUCUCAUCAUUCUGUGCUGGGGAGAAGGUCAUGGCAGUAGUAUCCACGACCACUCAAAGGCCCACUGUUUCAUGAAGAUGCUGCAGGGUAGUCUGAAGGAGACACGGUUUGACUGGCCGAAGGAUGACCUCCGGAAAGAAAUGGUCCAGAGGGAUGUGCAAAUUCUCAACAACAACCAGGUUGCCUACAUCAGUGAUGAGAUUGGCUUGCAUCGGGUGGAAAACAACAGCCAUGUAGAGGGUGCAGUCAGUUUGCAUCUGUACAGCCCACCUUUCCAGACGUGUCAAACAUUUGACCAGCGGACGGGGCACAGGGAGACUGUCCCGAUGACCUUCUGGAGCAGAAAUGGAAAGAGGACUCAAUCGGAGGCCCCAGCACAGGAGAACAACUAAGGCCAUAAAAGGUGCUGUGGGAAGACAAAAUCAGCUGCAUUUGUAAUGACAAAGUUGUAAAAUCAAAUCGAAGGAAAAUUGCAGAGGAGGCAAAAUGUGGACCUACUAUGACUAAACAACCCAUUUAAAAUCAGGAGCAGCCCAGUUCAAAAGGACAAGCCAGUAAUUAGAACGGCUUUAUCACUGCCCAGCGCAAGCUUGGCAAAUACUGAUGAGCACAGGACGAAUGCAUGAAUAGGCCGGGCCACGGCCUGAAUCUGCCCUUUGUUGGCCAGGCCCGAGGAGACCCUUUACCAAUAACAAAAUUCCUGUGUGUCCAUGACCUGUGUAACGACACUUUUGUAGUGUUUUGGCCCAUAGUUCAAGAGUAGAGUAGUAGCAUUUAAGAGGGAAUGAAACCUGUCAAAUUUUCCCUUAAACUGCCUUAAGUGAAAAUCUCUAGGAAAAGAACAUAUUCUGCCAUCAGUAGCCUUAAAUUCAGUGUAGAUUCUCUAUAAUUGUAAUUGCUAUUGACUUGUAUUACUCGAAAUUUGUCAGCUGUUAAAAAAUGUUUGAUUACCUUUGAUAAAAGGUAAAGCUCUAUAGAUGUGUUUUUUUUUAAUGCAGUGCUUGUAAAUUAUUUUUUGCUUACCCUGUUCAUGAUUGCGAUGAGAAGGGCAAGUUCUAAUUGAUGACACGCUUUGGCGUCACGCCUACAUGUGUUCACGCUUACACACCGGGGGGACUGAGGCGGUCUCGGAGAGAGGAGAUUUUGUAUUGUGCUAUACGCGGGCAAUGUGUUUUUAGACUAGAUUCUCUUUUUUCUCAGGAUUUUGGCUUAUUUUAGUGUUGACUAUGUCAGUUGCAUGCAUGAUCGCUAUGACACAGUGAAUGAUCAACCUUGCCCUGAAUGUAGACCAUUAAAACUUUACACAAAAAUA
This is a messenger RNA of Lampris incognitus (smalleye Pacific opah), 1604 nucleotides long. It is a transcript of the gene cdo1, whose product is annotated as cysteine dioxygenase, type I. The record is from RefSeq and is a predicted model, not a curated record. NCBI's taxonomy places the organism in Eukaryota, Metazoa, Chordata, Actinopteri, Lampriformes, Lampridae. Bases 85 to 684 code for a protein of 199 amino acids. Gene Ontology annotation, biological process: L-cysteine catabolic process. Gene Ontology annotation, molecular function: cysteine dioxygenase activity; ferrous iron binding. The transcript is spliced from 5 exons.